GGGCAGGUGGCCUUCGAGGACGUGGCCGUGCACUUCUCCCGGGAGGAGUGGGGGCUCCUCGAUGAGGCACAGCGGCUCCUGUACCGGGACGUGAUGCUGGAGAACCGGGCACUUGUGGCCUCCCUGGGUGGUCGGCGUGGGAUGGAGGACAAGGAGCUACCUCUUGAGCAGAGCAUUUCUGUAGGGCUAUCACAGGUCAGGAGUCCAAGGACAGGCUCUUCUAGCCAGAAUGCCCCCCCCUGUGAGACAUGUGGGGCAGUAAUGAAAGACAGUUCGUACCAGGAAACAUACCCUGGGUGGAAACCAUACAUGUGUGUUGCAUGUGGGGAACAGUUCUGGCUGGGGGGUGACCUGGACCUCCAGAAGCAGCAUGGCAGAGGGAAACCCUUCAGAGGGGAUGAGGGCAGAGCAUUCCUUGUGAAGAGCUGUCCUGUCCAACCAGCUGAGCUGCCUUUUAUGACCUCGCACGGUUGUAAGGAUAUCCCAACUGCCUCAAGCACUUUUCAGCUCCGAGCUUCUCUCAAGAAGUGGAAGCCACACAGUAACCCCAAAUACGCAGAGACAUUUCACGGUGGGCAAAGGCAGUUCGAGUGCAGUGAAUGUGGAAAAGUCUUUAGCCGCAAAGACUCCCUUGUUCAGCACCAGCGGGUCCACACUGGAGAAAGACCUUACAGGUGCGGUGAGUGUGGGAAAACCUUCAGCCGCAAACCCAUACUUGCUCAGCACCAGAGAAUCCACACUGGAGAAAUGCCUUAUGAGUGUGGUGUAUGUGGGAAGGUUUUCAAUCACAGCUCCAACCUCAUCGUCCACCAGAGAGUCCACACCGGAGCAAGACCUUACAAGUGCAGCGAGUGUGGGAAAGCCUACAGCCACAAGUCCACACUUGUUCAGCAUGAAAGUAUCCACACUGGAGAGAGACCUUACGAGUGCAGUGAGUGUGGGAAAUACUUUGGCCACAAGUACAGGCUCAUUAAACAUUGGAGUGUUCACACCGGGGCCAGGCCUUAUGAGUGCACUGCAUGUGGCAAGUUUUUUAGCCAAAGUUCUGAUCUUACUGCACACCACAGAGUUCACAAUGGUGAAAAGCCCUAUGUGUGCAGCGAGUGUGGAAAAGCAUUUAGCCACAAACACGUCCUCGUUCAGCAUCACAGAAUUCAUACUGGAGAAAAGCCCUAUCAGUGCAGCGAGUGUAGGAAGGCCUUCAGACAGAGGGCUUCCCUCAUCCGACACUGGAAAGUUCACACGGGAGACAGGCCUUAGCAAGCACAGCAGGGCAUCGGGUCCCUGUACUCCCACGACAGCACCUGUGCAUAACCUCCCUGAGUAGCCACCAGCCCCGAGCUGAACCUCACCCCCCUGGAGAGGUUCUCCUGACUGCCGGCUCCAGGGCAAGCAUUCUGCAGCUAUGAUGCACUUGGGAGCCUGCCCAAUCCCCUUGCCAGAGUGAUCACAGCUGGGCGCUCUGAGAAGCCACCACCUACGAGUGUCCGUGUCUCUCACUGUCCAUAAUCACCCAACAGUCUCUGAUAGGCCCAGCCACCUGCUCUUCCCCUCUCUAGGAGGUGUCAUCAGCCGGAGCCAACUGAUGGUUCUUGGCCCUAGUCACUCACCCAGUCACUCACCUGCCCACUGGGUUAAGCAAGAACAUGACCCUGUGUAGGCUAGGAAGAUGCAAGUGCUUAGUGUCUGGACACGUGGAGACCAGGCUUCCACCUUUCAUAGACUUGACUGGGCUCAUGUAUUGGUGACUUUUCCAGCCUCUGAGUCACCAACGGGAACUACAUGCCUCGUGUCCUGGUUUUGCAAAAAAAAAAAAAGCCUUAGUGUUUAAACUGCUGCUCUUUCACAUUCUCUUUACUUUGUAGACUUGAGGACCAAAUUGGUCUCUGCCAGCAUGAAGUGAUGAACAGCUUUUGGGAAAACUCCAGCUGCUGGACUGUGUUAGAAUGGCAGACAAAAGCAGUUCUCAUUCUGGUUUCAGCCUAACUUGUGCUGCUCCCCAAAGCCUGGGAAAGAACCCCACUCACUUGGGCCCACCCUGUGGCCUGUGCCAGGGUUACAUGUGUGGCCGAGGUGGCCCCGAGCAGUGUGCAUUUGUUGUGACUUCUCAUAAGUCCAGGAACAGCAUGGAGCCCUUCUGAUGAGAAUUUGAUGCCCCUCUCAGGACCUGCCAACAUCUCUGAAAUGACCCAAUGACAGAUGUCACUGUCCCCGACAAGGACCGUGUGGAGAUCAUAAUUGGUAAAGUGGUAAUUAUAAGUGGUCAGGUGACGGCAGGGAAUGUGACUCAUAUCCACAAGUGUU
This is a messenger RNA of Condylura cristata (star-nosed mole), 2304 nucleotides long. RefSeq names its product zinc finger protein 772. The record is from RefSeq and is a predicted model, not a curated record. NCBI's taxonomy places the organism in Eukaryota, Metazoa, Chordata, Mammalia, Eulipotyphla, Talpidae. Gene Ontology annotation, molecular function: DNA-binding transcription repressor activity, RNA polymerase II-specific. Gene Ontology annotation, biological process: negative regulation of transcription by RNA polymerase II. The coding region runs from base 94 to 1260 and encodes 388 amino acids. The transcript has 2 exons.